ACUCCCAGUAAUCUUCCUCUAUAACAAAUACGAGAGAGAACCUCAAGACUCCCAUUAAUCUCCCUCUAUAAAAAAACAAAUACGAGAGAGAGAGAGAGAGAGAGAUUGGAACCAUGUCAGCAGGACGCGGAAUAUGCUGGGUUGCAAUUGGUACUCAACUGCAGAGCAAGUCACUCAAGGGCUCGAUGGCUCUGGCCUCACUGCCAUUGUUACAGGAGCAUCAAGUGGCAUUGGCACUGAAACUGCUCGUGUUCUUGCUAUGAGAGGUGUUCACAUAAUCAUGGCUGUUAGGAAUCUGACUGCUGGUUACUCUGUUAGCGACUCAAUUGUGAAGGAAAUUCCCACUGCUAAAAUUGAUGUCAUGGAGUUGGACCUCACCUCGAUGGCAUCAGUAAGAAAGUUUGCAUCGGAGUUCACUGCUCAGAAUCAUCCACUGAAUAUCCUUAUUAACAAUGCGGGAGUUAUGGCUUGCCCCUUUGCCCUUUCCAAAGACGGUAUAGAGCUGCAAUUUGCAACAAACCAUGUCGGUCAUUUCCUCCUAACACACCUUUUGCUAGAGAACAUGAAGGAUACUGCCCGUAAGAGUAAAAUAGAAGGAAGAAUUGUUAAUGUUUCCUCGGAGGGACAUAGGUUUGCGUACAGUGAAGGAGUUCGGUUUGAUAAGAUAAACGAUCAAUCACAGUAUAACAGCCUCUAUGCAUAUGGGCAAUCAAAGCUCGCGAAUAUAUUGCAUGCUAACGAACUUUGUAGACGUUUUAAGGAAGAGGAAGUAGAUGUUACUGCUAAUUCUCUUCAUCCUGGAUCAAUUAUCACGAACCUUCUGCGCUACCACAGCAUUAUUGACGUCCUUUCUCGUACUGUUGGGAGACUAGUCCUGAAAAACACUCAGCAGGGAGCAGCAACAACUUGCUAUAUAGCAUUGCAUCCUCAAGUGAAAGGGGUGAGUGGAAAAUAUUUCAGUGACAGCAACAUAGCUGAGCCAAGCGCCAAAGCGAAAGAUACCGAAUUGGCAAAGAAACUGUGGGACUUCAGCCUGGAAUUGAUCAGCUAGUGUGCUGAAGACUUGUCUCAGUAUAUUAAACCAUGUUUGAAUUGAAAUUACUGUAUUAUGAAAAUGUUUGUAACGAUUAUGUUUUGUUUUGAAUGAUACUGUUUGCGAUUUCUAGCAGAAUUAUACUAGCAGUUGUGAUAUCUCAAUUUUGGUCCUGAAAACA
Asparagus officinalis (garden asparagus) is the source of this 1214-nucleotide messenger RNA. Its product is annotated as short-chain dehydrogenase TIC 32, chloroplastic-like. The transcript has 8 exons. The coding region runs from base 134 to 1051 and encodes 305 amino acids. The record is from RefSeq and is a predicted model, not a curated record. Lineage: Eukaryota; Viridiplantae; Streptophyta; Magnoliopsida; Asparagales; Asparagaceae.